Molecule: messenger RNA, 4449 nt
Organism: Passer domesticus (house sparrow)
Lineage: Eukaryota; Metazoa; Chordata; Aves; Passeriformes; Passeridae
Gene: NRG2
Product: neuregulin 2
Exons: 12
Coding region: 49-2688 (879 amino acids)
Biological process (GO): animal organ development; nervous system development; intracellular signal transduction
Molecular function (GO): signaling receptor binding
Source: RefSeq, a predicted model, not a curated record
AAAGGGGGAUUCUGCCAACGCCGGGGGGGCUGCCGAGGGGCCGGCUCCAUGGCCGGGUGGAGGGAACGCGGUCUGCCUUCGUCCCCGGGGACCCCCAGGGACGCGGGGAUCCCCGCCGCAGCGGGCAUCCCCGGGGGGGAGUUCCCGGGCAGGGAAUCACCUUUCCGGGGGGUGCGGGGGUCAGCAUCCCGGGGGCAGGGGCAGCUGAGGGAGCAUCCCGCCUCCUCCCCGCGCCGCGCCGCGCCAGUGCCUGUGCCGGUGCCGCGCCGGUGCCGUGCCCUGCCGUGCCGCUCCGUGCCGGUGCCGUGCCGCCCCGCGCCGUGCCGUGCCGUGCCGUGCCGUGCCGCCCCGCGUCGCGCCGCUCCGCUCCGCCCCGCCGCGCCCGCCGCGCCGCAGCCCCGCAGCCCGGCCCCGCAGCCCGGCCGCCGCCGCAGGGCCGGCGGGCAGCGAGCGGCAGCCGGCGGCAUGAGGCGCGACCCGGCGCCCGGCUUCUCCAUGCUGCUCUUCGGCGUCUCCCUCGCCUGCUACUCGCCCAGCCUCAAGUCGGUGCAGGACCAGGCGUACACGGCGGCGGUGGUGCUGGAGGGCAAGGUGCAGUCCGUGGGCCCCCCCGCCGGCGGCAAUGACAGCCGCGGCGCCGGGCCCGCCGGGGGUGUCCUGGUCAAGGUGCUCGACCUGUGGCCCCUCAACAGUGGGGGGCUGCAGCGGGAGCAGCUCAUCAGCGUGGGCUCCAAGGCGCCCUGCUUCAAAGUGAAGCGCAACCACCGCUACAUCUUCUUCCUGGAGCCCACCGAGGAGCCGCUCGUCUUCCGCACCGCCUUCGCUCCGCUCGACACCAGCGGCAAGAACCUCAAGCGGGACGUGGCGCGGAUCCUCUGCGCCGACUGCGCUGUUCCUCCCAAACUGAAGAAACUGAAAAGCCCAAAUGUUCACGUGGGUGAGAAGAUUUCCCUGAAAUGUGAGGCGACUGCUGGAAACCCUCAGCCGUCCUACAAAUGGUUUAAAGAUGGGAAGGAGCUGAAGAAGAGUAAAGACAUCCGGAUCAAGUAUGGGAAUGGGAAAAAGAUUUCCAGACUGCAGUUCAACAAGGUGAAGCUUGAAGAUGCUGGGGAGUACAGCUGCGAAGCGGAGAACGUUUUAGGGAAAGACACCGCAAAAGGCAGCCUGAAUGUGAAAAGUGGAACAACGAAAACACCACAAGUCUUACCAGCCUCAGAAACUAAAAUAGUUGUUAUGGAAGAAGAGUUAACCACAACUCUCUCCUCCUGGUCCGGGCAUGCCAGAAAAUGCAACGAAACAGCCAAGUCCUAUUGUGUCAAUGGAGGGGUGUGCUACUACAUCGAGGGGAUUAAUCAGCUGUCGUGCAAGUGUCCGAUCGAAUUCACAGGAGACCGGUGUCAGCAUUUCGCAAUGGUCAGCUUCUCCAAGCAUCUUGGAUUUGAAUUAAAGGAAGCAGAGGAGCUCUACCAGAAGAGGGUUCUAACCAUCACGGGAAUCUGUGUUGCCUUGCUUGUGGUGGGCAUCGUCUGUGUGGUAGCUUACUGUAAAACCAAGAAACAAAGAAAACAAAUGCAUAACCACUUGCGGCAGAACAUGUGUCCUGCUCAUCAAAACCGGAGCCUUGCAAACGGGCCAAGCCAUCCACGUUUGGAUCCUGAGGAAAUCCAAAUGGCUGAUUAUAUUUCUAAGAAUGUUUCUGCCACUGAGCACGUGAUACGAAGGGAAACAGAGACAACCUUUUCGGGAAGUCACUCCUGCUCCCCAUCCCAUCACUGCUCCACAGCCACUCCAACGUCCAGCCAGAGACAUGAAAGCCACACCUGGAGCUUGGAGCGAACAGAGAGCCUGACUUCAGAUUCCCAGUCUGGGAUAAUGCUGUCCUCGGUGGGAACCAGCAAAUGCAACAGCCCUGCGUGCGUGGAGGCACGGGCUCGCCGCGGGGCCACCUUCUGCAUCGAGGACCAGCGGCGGCCCACGACGCAGUACCGCGACUCCGUGGAUUCCCUGCGCGACUCGCCCCACAGCGAGAGGUACGUGUCGGCCCUGACCACACCAGCACGCCUGUCGCCCGUUGACUUCCACUACUCGAUGACCACGCAGGUGCCCACCUUCGAGAUCACAUCCCCCAACUCGGCGCACGCCGUGUCCCUGCCGCCGGCGGCCCCCAUCAGCUUCCGCGUGGAGGAGCAGCAGCCCCUCCUGCGGCGGUACCAGCUCCCCUUCCAGGACACGCAGAGGUACGACAGCUACUACCAAAGGAAGACCUACCUAAACGACAGCAUGGGGAGCCUGCCCUCCAGCCCCUUCCGCAUCACAGAGGACGACGAGUACGAGACGACGCAGGAGUACGUCACAGCGCUAGAGCAGCCAAAGAAAACAGCCAGCAGCAACAGGCGGUGGAAAAAAUCCAAACUGAACGGGCACAUCCCUCACAGAGCCAGAGCCGUCCGGGACUCCUUCUCCUUGAGCAGCGCCUCUUACAGCGAGUCUGACGAGGAGCUGGUGGCCGAGAGCACCCCGUUCCUAAGCACUCAGAACAAUGAGGCGGCGCACACAGAGUCGCCGCCGCUGCACCGGCCGGGCGACAGCCGGACUCACUACUCGUGCCGCGGGCACAGCGCGCACGGCGACGGCGGCCGCGGCAGCCUGGCGCACGUGGCGCCCAAAGCGGACCCCGACCCUCUCUAGGCCCUCCCGCGCUCCUGCAUGGGCGACCGCAUGGAGGAGGCCGAGAGGAGGCAGGCCGAGGGCGAGACGAAACCACACAAACCGCAAAACGAGACAAAACAGAACAAAAAAAAAAAUAAAUAUUUUUAUUUUAUAUAAAAGAGGGAAAAACAAAAAAUAUAACAAAUAAAAAUGUUUUAUUUUCAUUUUAGCAAAGUUGUCUUAUAAUAGCUAACGACAAUGACUUUUUUAUAGGGAAUCUCUAUUUAUAUGUAAUGUCUUGAUUUACAGCUUCCGAGAAAAAAAAAGUAAAAAAGAAAAAAAAAAAAGAAGAAGAAAAGAAAACAAACAAUAAAGUUAAAAAAAAAGUGGGCCAAUUUUUGACUACUUAAAAAUAGAAAACAAAACUAUCGUGGUGCCUUUUGCUGUAUGCUAGUGCUGGGAUUCAUGCCGAGGAUUCUGUUUCAGUAGCAUUUUUAAGGUCAUAGAUUUUUGUUUGGGAGACAACCUGUCACAAGGGCGCUCUUCUGUUGGAAGAAAACAGCCUUGCCACUUUCCCCCGUACCUUGCUAUUAAUGAUCUUAUUCUUUAAAGUAUUGUUUAAACACACAUUAAGGACAUGAGUGGGAGCAUUUCCAUUAUCAUGUCUAACAAGGAUCUGUCUUGCCCUGUAAACUACUUGUAUUUUCGCUUAAAUCAGGAGAAAAAGAAACCCAACAGCACUGUGCUGAAAUGCAGAAAUAACGUUUCUUUUGCCACACAGGUAGGAAGAGAAAACGAAAUUGCGCAGCAGCAGCAGCCCUUACAAUAUAGCUCUCAACCUUUGGCCAUCUCACCGGUGGGUCUGGAGUGGGGUUGGCACAGGUUUGCAGUGAAGCCAGGCAGACACCCUGUGACCAUGGUGGAUCACACCUGUCACGUACCCUUGAAUCCGGGUCGCUGAGCCAGCCCCGUCCAGCCGCGGUGCCCGUGGCCGCGUGGCUGCCCCAGCGCCGUGCUGGCCGCGGCGUCCCCUCGGCUGAGCGGUGCCGCCGUGGCGCUGGCCGUGGCCAGGGCUGUGGUGUCCCGUGUGACACCCUGCCGGGGUGCCGGGGGACACCCACAGGGCGGUCCCGUGGCGCAGAGGGCCGCGUGUCACCCUGGACAUGGAGCCAGGCCGCGUGCCCCAGGGGUCAGCAGGACCCCGAGCGCUCUGGGCUCCGCUUGUGGCCGCUGCCUUGGCCAGGCAGGGCCCUGGUGGGGCGGCCCAGCGAGCGGAUUCUCCCGUAUGGCCGUGCCACGUGUUGUAAAGACAGUUGUUGCCGUCACGUCCUGCCAUCGAUGACGGACGUCGCGUCCCCAAACCCGGAGCAGCUCUGGCCAUCGGCUCUGUGGCGCAAAGAGACAGUCCUGCGUGUCCAGGCAGCAGAGCAUCCCCCGUGGAAGUGCCCCCCUCUCCUCAGUUCUCUGCAGCAAACCUGUUUACAUUGUAGCCUGACUUUUUUCUUUUUAUAUUUUUACUUCUGCAUGUCCUUUGCAUUUCAGAUACUGUAGAUUGGAUGCAUGGUGAAGCUGUGACUGAGAAGAUAAUACAACAAUUGACAGUGUAUUAUUUCAUUUAACUUUUAGCAAUAAAGUAACUAAACCCUCUAUUCCUCACCCAUGAUGGGGUCAGAUAGAAAACUCUGCUAAUUUGUCAUAAGAUGAUUGUCAAAGUUUGCUCUGGAUUGUCUGAAUGUCAGAACUCUUGACUGUUUAACACUUGAACAUUUUUUAUAUUAUAAAUAAAAUAAGAAAUAACAA